AGUACAAAAAGUGGGAUAACAACCGUUAGGGAAGAUAGAACGAAGUAUGAUUGUUUUUGCUGCAUAAAUUCCUAUGUACUCGUAUUUAACCACCAUUGCUAAGAAAUCGAGUACCCAAAAACAUCUAAAACAGCUCCAUGCUCAAAUCAUUCUCAACUCUCUUAACAAAACCAGUUUCUGGGUUUCAUUACUCGUUACUCAGUGCACUCGACUCAGUGCCCCAGCUUCCUACACUCAACUCAUAUUCAAUUCUACAACAUGUCGAACUGUUUAUUUCUAUACUUGUAUGCUCAAGUAUUUCUAUCACUUGGGUGCUCAUCAAGAUGUUUUAUCGUAUUUCCAACGAAUGCAGAUAGAUGAUGUUUUGCCAGAUGCUUCUGCGUACCCAAUUUUGAUCAAAUCUGCUGGGAAAUAUGGUGUUGUAUUACAUGGACAUGUUAUCAAACUGGGUUUUGGUUGCCAUUGCAUUGUACGUAAUGCGGUUAUGGAUAUGUAUGCAAAGUUCGGGCCAGUGGAGGUUGCACGGAAAGUGUUUGAUGAAAUGCCUAACAGAAGUGUUGCGGAUUGGAACUCAAUGAUCUCUGGGUAUUGGAGGUUGGGGUUGGAAGUUGAAGCGCGGGAACUUUUUGAUGUGAUGUCUGAGAGAAAUGUUAUUACUUGGACUUGUAUGGUUAGUGGUUAUUCAAGGAUGAAGGAUUUAGGGAAAGCAAGGUGGUUUUUCGAUGGCAUGCCGGAGAAGAGUGUUGUGUCGUGGAAUGCAAUGCUAGCUGGGUAUGCUCAAAAUGGGUUUGAGGAUGAGGUUUUGAAAUUGUUUAAGGAGAUGUUGGUUGUUGGGGUUAACCCUGAUGAGAGGACGUGGGUAACGAUCAUCUCGUCUUGUUCUUCAAAGGGUGAUCUUUGUCUUGCCCAAAAUCUUGAAGUAAUGCUUGAUCAGAGAAAGAUUCAAGUCAACUCGUUUAUUCAGUCGGCCCUUCUUGAUAUGUAUGCAAAAUGUGGGAAUAUGGUGGCUGCCCGAAGAAUCUUUGAUGGAUUAGGUUUAUUGAGAAACUCUGCUGCCUGGAACGUUAUGAUUUCAGCAUAUGCACGAACUGGAGAUCUCGCAACAGCUAGGGAUUUAUUUGACAGGAUGAGGGAAAAGAACAUCAUCACUUGGAACUCAAUGAUUGCUGGUUAUGCUCAAAAUGGACAAUCACCUCAGGCCAUUGAACUUUUUAAACAAAUGCUCAUAAUUGGGCACCUCAAACCGGAUGACGUAACCAUGGUAAGUGUACUAUCUGCAUGUGGACAUAUUGGGGCAUUGGAUUUAGGUAAAUGGGUAGUAAAUCUCCUUUCCAAUAUAGAGAUCAAGCUUAGCAUAUCAGUGUACAAUUCCAUAAUAUCUAUGUACUCUAAAUGUGGUAAUAUGAAAGAUGCCAUGAGGAUCUUCCAGAAAAUGGAGGUAAGAGAUGCAGUUUCCUACAACACAAUAAUGGCAGGUUUUGCGGCUCAUGGUAAUGCCAUCGAAGCUAUAGGACUUAUGUCAAUAAUGCAGGAAGAUGACAUUAAGCCAGACCGUGUAACUCACAUAGCUGUUUUAACUGCAUGCAGCCAUGCCGGUUUGUUGGAUGAAGGUCGGAAAAUAUUUGAAUCAAUCAAUUGUCCAACAGUUGAUCACUAUGCAUGCAUGGUUGACCUUUUGGGUCGAUUAGGUAAGUUUGAUGAAGCUCUAAGUUUGGUGGACAGGAUGUCGAUGGAACCCCAUGCAGGGGUUUAUGGUUCUCUUUUAAAUGCCAGCCGAAUCCACAAGAGAGUUGAUAUAGGGGAAUUUGCUGCUAACAAGCUUUUUGAGCUCGAACCCAACAACUCUGGUAUAUAUGUCUUGCUGUCGAAUAUAUAUGCUGUGUCAGGUAGGUGGAAGGAUGUUGAGAGAAUUAGAGAAGCUAUGAAGGAAAGUGGUGUGAGCAAGGCAACAGGAUGGAGUUCAGUUGAAUAUGAUGGGAAAAUGCAUAAGUUUAUAGCAGGAGAUAGAUCACAUGAAAGAGUAGCAGAUAUAUACAACAUAUUAUCUGUAUUAAGAAGGAAAAUGAGAGAAUCUGGAUAUUUUGGUGACCAGAGUUGUGCACUGACGGAUAUUGAGGAAGAAGAGAAAGAAGAGAUGGUAGGAAUCCACAGUGAGAAACUGGCUAUCUGCUUCGGUAUUCUUGUAAGUGAAGCAGGUUCAGUGAUUAGGGUGAUGAAGAACUUGCGCAUUUGUUCAGACUGUCAUAUGGCUAUAAAGAUUAUCUCCAAGUUGGAGGAAAGAGAGAUAAUUGUGAGAGAUAAUAACAGGUUUCACAUCUUCAAGGACGGCCUGUGCUCCUGCAAGGACCAUUGGUAGUUCAAUUGUUGACCGAAUUUUGCCAAGAGAUCAGAGACGAGUAGCAGUUGUACUUGUAAUGUUAGGGGCAGAGGUCUCAAAACAGUUCCAUUUUGUUAAUCUCAUACCAUGUGAGGGCUUGAUUUUGUUUUGGAUUGAAAUCAUUUUCGGAACUAUUGUUUUGCAUCCUAAAAGGUUUACUCUUCUUACUAAAGUAGAACCGUACUAUGAAGAACUGAGCAUUAAACAUACUUUGAAAUAGCUUGAUGCUUUAACCAAAGUCA
This is a messenger RNA of Spinacia oleracea (spinach), 2619 nucleotides long. Its product is annotated as pentatricopeptide repeat-containing protein At1g14470. The record is from RefSeq and is a predicted model, not a curated record. Gene Ontology annotation, biological process: RNA modification. The transcript has a single exon. The coding region runs from base 74 to 2356 and encodes 760 amino acids. Lineage: Eukaryota; Viridiplantae; Streptophyta; Magnoliopsida; Caryophyllales; Amaranthaceae. Gene Ontology annotation, molecular function: RNA binding; zinc ion binding; protein binding.